AUGGCCCCGACCGCGACUACCUCGCCAGCAUCGGCUACGGCCACCUCCACAGCAUCUGUAACCUGUAUUAGCGUUGCUCCUGGAAAGAAUGGAUACCUUCCACCAGAGUCUUGCGAUGCCCUUCUCUACUAUGUUCCAUCGUUCGCGGCCGCCAUCUUAUUCUGUGUCCUAUAUGGGUUGACCACCAUCAUGCACACCAUCCAAGCAUUUAUCUACAAAAAGCCAUACGCCUGGGUAAUAAGCAUGGGUUCAGCCUGGGAGCUAGUAGCCUUUAUCUUCCGAGCCCUUCAAACACGGCAUCAGAACAAUGAGAACUAUGCUACCAUUUACACCAUCUUCUUCCUACUAGCACCGAUCUGGAUCAACGCCUUCCUAUACAUGACCCUCGGCCGCAUUAUCUACUUCUACCUCCCCCAACGCAAGCUAGCAGGCAUCUCCGCCCAACGCUACGGCAUAAUAUUCGUCACCCUGGACAUAAUCGCCUUCCUAGUCCAACUGGCAGGUGCCUCACUAACAAGCAAUACCGGCACGGAAACAAAAACCGUCCUGCUCGGUUUGCACAUCUACAUGGGCGGCAUUGGCAUGCAGGAAUUCUUCAUCCUUUGCUUUUCGGGGCUAGCGAUCCAGUUACAUCGAAUCAUACUUCAUAUGGAGAGAGAUGGGGUGCUUGGUUUGGAGAAGCUUCAGCAGGGUGCGUUCUCCUGGCGGUGGUUGUUCUAUUCGGUUUAUUUUGCGCUGGGGAUGAUCACUAUUCGUAUUAUCUUUCGUAUUGGACAGUAUGCGCAGGGAACAUCGACCAAAAACCCGGUUCUCACGCAUGAGGAGUAUGAAUACGUGUUUGAUGCCUUGCCCAUGUUGUUCGGAUUGAUAGCCUUGAACAUAUUUCACCCCGGUCGCAUUCUUCAGGGGCCGGACUCGAGCUUCCCGAAGAAAAGUCGAACGGAGAAGAAAGAGUUGAAGGCACAGAAAAAGGCAAUUAAGAUGGAGAAGAAGAUGGAGAAGAAGAGGCUGAAGCAGAAUGCUCGUUCGCCGAUCGAAUUGGAAAACGAGCAAUUCAAUGAGCCUCUAGAUGAACGGGCUUAUAUGCCGGAGAACGUUGGUUCGGGGCGAUUCUACAAUGUCUGA
Molecule: messenger RNA, 1125 nt
Organism: Penicillium arizonense
Lineage: Eukaryota; Fungi; Ascomycota; Eurotiomycetes; Eurotiales; Aspergillaceae
Product: RTA1 domain-containing protein
Exons: 4
Coding region: 1-1125 (374 amino acids)
Cellular component (GO): membrane
Source: RefSeq, a predicted model, not a curated record